AUGAACAAGCACGUGCGCGCGAUUCAUGGUGCGGGUGGCGGAGGCCGUCGGCGCCGCGGGGCCGCGACCGAGGUCUUCCUGAAGGGCGGCGACGGUGACGAUGAGCCGUCGGCCGCCAUCCGCGAUCUGGUGAAGGACGACGACCUGUGCGACGUCGUGCAGCGCCUGUACUCGCGCGACCGCAUCUCCUACAAGCCGUCGAGCGAGGACGAGAAGACGGCGCUCAAGUACAUGCGCGACAGCCGGCCGGGGGGCGCGCCCUCGCGCCGCCGCGGAGGGCCGAGAGGCGGCAAGCGCCCGGGCUCGGACAGCGACGAGUUUGACGAGGGCGUGUCGAAGCGCUUCCCGCCCGACCGCACCGUGGAGGGGUACAUGACGGAUCCGGCCGGCGACGCCGAGCUCCCCGUCAUGAGCCGCAACAGGUGGCAGGCCAAGUACAUCAUGGCCAAGGCCAAACUCAUGCUCGUCGAGGAGGAGAAUAAGAUGAGAAGGGACGAGCUCGCGUUCUGGAUGGAGUACGAGGACCAGGUCCUUGGCGGCAAGGACAGAGACGUCGAUAUGUAG
Messenger RNA from Trichosporon asahii var. asahii CBS 2479, 564 nucleotides. RefSeq lists its product as uncharacterized. The coding region runs from base 1 to 564 and encodes 187 amino acids. NCBI's taxonomy places the organism in Eukaryota, Fungi, Basidiomycota, Tremellomycetes, Trichosporonales, Trichosporonaceae. The record is from RefSeq and is a predicted model, not a curated record. The transcript has a single exon.